Molecule: messenger RNA, 1833 nt
Organism: Cynoglossus semilaevis (tongue sole)
Lineage: Eukaryota; Metazoa; Chordata; Actinopteri; Pleuronectiformes; Cynoglossidae
Product: aldose reductase-like
Exons: 10
Coding region: 65-1012 (315 amino acids)
Molecular function (GO): oxidoreductase activity
Source: RefSeq, a predicted model, not a curated record
UCCCCCGUGUCAGGACCUAGUGCAGUGCAGACACAGCUGAAGACUUCAGUCUGAACCUUUUGAUAUGAUACCUUCAGUUAAACUCAACAAUGGUGCAAAGAUGCCCAUUGUAGGUCUGGGAACAUGGAGGGCAGACCAUGGAAAAGGAAGCGAGGCCGUGAAACUGGCAAUUAGAGCUGGUUACAGGCACAUCGACUGUGCUCUGGUUUACCAGAAUGAAGAAGAAGUCGGGACUGGGAUCCUGGAGAGUAUUGAGCAAGGAGUGGUGAAGCGCGAGGAUCUGUUCAUUGUCAGUAAGCUGUGGUGCACCUUCCACCGUCCAUCUCUGGUGAGGACAGCGUGUGAGAAGACGCUCGGUGACCUCAAGUCGAAGUACCUGGACCUCUACCUCAUGCACUUCCCUAUGGGGGUCAAGCCCGGUGAGGACCUGUUCCCCUUAGACGAUCAAGGCCAGGUCAUUGCAGAUGACAGCAAUUUCUUGGACACUUGGGAGGCUAUGGAAGAGCUGGUGGACACCGGACUGGUCAAGGCUAUUGGAGUUUCCAACUUUAAUAAAGAUCAGCUUGAAGCUUUACUCAACAAACCCGGUCUCAAGUACAAACCUGAGAACAAUCAGAUCGAAUGCCAUCCAUACCUGACGCAGGAGAAGCUGAUCAACUACUGCCACUCCAAGGACAUCUCAGUGACAGCCUACAGCCCUCUGGGCUCCCCUGACAGGCCCUGGUCUUCAUCUGAUGAACCCUACCUCCUGGAAGACCCAAAGAUCAAGGCCAUCGCACAAAAGCACAAGAAAACUCCAGCGCAGAUCCUCAUCAAAUUCCACAUUCAGAGGAAUGUGAUUGUGAUAACUAAGUCAGCGACACCUCGUCGGAUUACUGAAAACUUAAAGCUGUUUGACUUUGAGCUGAGUGAUGACGAUAUGAAGACCAUGUUGGGAUUAAACAAGAACUGGAGAGGAUUCCCAGUGCUUUGGGCCACCAAACACAAGGAUUUCCCUCUGAAUGGAGAAUAAUUGGGUCAGUGUACGGAGCAAUCUCAAUUUUAAUUAUAAAACUAUUUAUCUGGUUUUGAAAAAAGAAACCAGUGUAAUGCAACAGCUUGUUCUUUCUCUCUUAAUCUACCAUUGAAAGAAAUAUUGAUAUAUGUUUUGUUUUCCUAUAAAAAUGUUUCAAUUGUAUAUCUUUUGCAAACCCCAAUAAAAAACUAUCUAUCUGUUACUUUUAAUCUGUGGAGUUAUCGCAACACUUUUAUUUUGAAAAGGACUAUUAAGUCCUUGCACUGAGUUCCGUUUCCGGCUGUUGCGCCGUUAACCCACUUAGAUUGAUACAACGUAAUGAACGGUAAACUGCACUGAGAAAAAAACACGUUGACACUUUUCCCGUUCAAAAUUAAAAGUUUUGCCGGAUUUGUGUUUCGUGAUUGGACAAAACUGCCACCUUUCUUUUCCCCCUUUAGCGCUUACCCUGAAGUGCUGCCGCCCCCUAGUGGAUUUGUGUCCCGCACUUGGAAACCCCCAUGCUAAUAAAACCACUGGUGCUUACCAAAUCAUAGAAGAAUGAUAUUGUAGCACCUUCUUCAGGGAUGAAUUUGUCACCGUUUUUAUACAAAAAUGAUUCGACAGUGCACCUUAAACCACUUUGAUGCAGUGUUAACGACGUUCUAAUAGCUCAGUGGCUAAUGGCAAAGGUUUACUGAAGUGUUUCCCAACUUUAUUUGAGCCACACAUAGCAUAUAAUUACAAAUAUAUUACAUAAGAAACGUCCUAUGAACAGCCAACGAACAAAUAUGACACAAACAUGAUAUGUCAUGACAUAUAAUCUUCUAAUUUUAAUU